AUGUUUUUUAUAGGCUCAUAUCAGUGUCGUGUUGGCUGGGCAAUUGAUGAUAAACCAAAGAUGAUUUUCAGAAAUCUAAUGCUUAAGUCAAAGGGGAGGAAAGGACAAAUUCAGGAAGAGAUCUCAAUAGGAAAUGAUAUUAACAACUUGGAAUUAUUACGAUGGUCGUUAAGAACUCAGUUCGAUGCUGACGUUGUUACCCAUUUUGAUGCACAGGAACAAAUCUUAGAUCAUAUCUUCAGCCACUUGAGUAUCUCAUCUGAACAAAGCAUCGAUCACCCCAUUUUAAUGACGGAGGCUGUGUGUAAUCCGAAUUAUUGUCGUUCAUUAAUGUCAGAACUGUUGUUUGAAUGCUACCACGUCCCACAGAUCAUUUAUGGUGUCGAUAGUCUAUUCAGUUACUAUUGCAAUGCGAAGAAGAAAGCUAAUACGGCCUUAAUAAUAUCAUCUGGAUAUCAAACAACACAUGUAUUGCCCUUUGUUGAUGGCAUGCUUGACGCUGCUAAUUGUAAAAGGAUAAAUAUCGGUGGAGCAUAUUCCACGAUAUUAAUGCAAAGGUUAUUACAACUAAAAUAUCCCCAACAUGCCUCUUUGAUUACUUUAUCAAGAGCCCAGGAAUUGGUACAUGAUUAUGCUUAUGUCGCUAGCAAUUACAAUGAUGCUCUAGAUCAAUGGUCAUCACCUUCAUUCUACCGUCAAAAUGCACGUAAAAUCCAGUUACCAUUUAAUCCAAUUACUAGCACUACUAAUUCCAAUGGGAAAUGUGAAGAAAAAGAAAAAUUAAGGCGGCAGAAACAAGGGCAAAGAUUGCAAGAACUUAAUGCCCGUCGGCGUGACAAAAUGAGAUCAGCAACUAAAGCGGUAUAUGACCUCCUUGAUAUACCGGAUGAGGAAUUAACAUCUGAGCAAAUAGAAAAAAAGAAAAGGCAAAGGAUGCUAAAAAAUGCCAGUAUUGGUAGAGAAAGGGCUAAGCGUGAGAGAGAUGAGCGGAAAGCUCAAAAAGAAGCACAGGAAAGAGAAGAAGAACAAAAACGUCUAGAAGACUUUGACGGAUGGCUGGAAGGAAUCCGGCAACAACGAGAAGAAAUAUUGAAUCAGCGUCAACAGCGUCGAUCUUUGAAGCAGAACAUGGCUUCACGAAGAAGCCAUGCGGCCCAAGAAAGAAUGCGAAUUAUUACAAAGUUGGCCGACAAUACUGGGGAGGAUACGUUUGGUCAAAAUGAUGAAGACUGGAUGGUUUAUAAGGCAAUUAAUUUGGAUAAUAGCGAUAGUGAGAAAGAAGAAACUCGUUUAAAUGAAUUAGAAUCAUUACUGAAACUGUAUGACGAAAAUUUUAGAAAAGAGAUAGAAGAUAAUUCACCAGAACCAGCAGACGUAGCUACGCGCUACCAGCUUGACAUUGGAAUCGAGAGAAUGCGGGUCACCGAAAUGCUAUUUCAGCCGUCUAUUCGAGGUGUGGAGCAAGCCGGACUGCAUAGCACUAUUGCCUUUGUACUAAAGCAUUAUCCAGACAAUGUUCAGAAUUUACUGGCUCAGAAUAUCUUUGUUACCGGUGGAAAUUUGCAAUACCCUAAUUUUGAUGACAGAUUGAAAAAUGAACUACGCGAAAUUCGUCCUUUUAGAUCAGAUUUUAAAAUAGCAUUUGCCGAUGAUAUGAUGUCAGACGUAUGGUAUGGUGCAAAGCAAUGGCUUCUUGACCAAGACGACCUGCAGUCUGUUAGUAUAACACGAUCUGAUUAUGAAGAAAAAGGUGGAGAAUAUUUAAAAGAACACGUAGCAUCUAAUAGAUAUAUACCCUCUCCAAAAGGGUGA
Molecule: messenger RNA, 1812 nt
Organism: Trichoplax adhaerens
Lineage: Eukaryota; Metazoa; Placozoa; Uniplacotomia; Trichoplacea; Trichoplacidae
Exons: 15
Coding region: 1-1812 (603 amino acids)
Biological process (GO): regulation of DNA-templated transcription
Cellular component (GO): Ino80 complex; cytoplasm
Source: RefSeq, a predicted model, not a curated record